ACCCUCGAAGAAUUGACCAAUUGCAUUUCAUUAGAAAUAAAUGUACUUUCUACCUGCACAGAGACAAACCGCCCUCGACAGAAUGCACACAGCCGCUGGCACAUCGGUGAGUAGCAUCUCCACAUGGUCAUGAUAAAAAAGCUUUGAUCAGCUCUAGGGCGGAUGCUAAUGAUUACCAAAAUGUAUAUAGGCCUCUCAGAGAGUCUGACUGUAGUGGUGGACGUGUUUAACGUGGUCUCCUCUAAUCUGUGUUUAGCUGAAAGGCCCCUCAGUGGGUUUACUCUACACAUGAUCAGUACAUCCACUGGGGACCAAUGAUCCAUGUUCAUUCAUGAUUAUUUGGGAAAAAACUAAACAAAACAACACAUUUAUGCAAAUGUUGUGCGUAGAUGCACUUAAAUGCUUUUUUGGUGUGUAUGUGUGUGUUGUUUCUCUGCGUGUGCGUCAUCUUUCAUAUUGGUUUGUCAUGUUAGUGUGAGUGGGAGGGAUUCCAGGAUUGUAGGAGAAUUCCCAAGCAGAUUCAUCCCCCGGGCAGAUAAGAGGGUGCCUGGGGGGGGGUUUGUUCAUGAUGUGGAAUGGACAGUUUAAUUAAUAACCACCCUUCCACCAACAGUCCUCUCUCUCUCUCUCUCUCUCUCUCUCUCUCUCUCUCUCUCUCUCUCUCUCUCUCUCUCUCUCUCUCUCUCUCUCUCUCUCUCUCUCUCUCUCUCUCUCUCUCACAAUCUCCCUCUCAAUGUCUCUCUCCCUCUCUCUCUCUGACCCCAUGCUGGAUACACACUGUCCCACCGGAGCACCAGACCCUGGCUGAUGUAUUGUACAUUAGUGAACAUCGACGGUGCUUACAGCACACAGACCGGAUAUCAGGAACAGCCCAGGACUGUGUAGUGACCAGCCUCCAGUGCCAGCUCCACGAGUUGGACUUCUUGUGCAGCCGAGGCUCCAGCCUCCUGAUUCUCCAUCUGAGCCCCAUCACCGCGCUGGAUGAACGUGUGGGGGGGCCCAGAGAUCCAGGCCGUGGGACAGCUCCCCCACAGCGAUGGAUACGGACUGUCUGAGUCAACACAGUUCUACGAUAUCCUGGCGGAUCAGGGGAGCAGUCCCCUACUGCAGGACUCAGACCUCCUACCCUUCACCAGCUAUGCCAACAUGCAGUACCCCGCAGGGGCGCCGGGGGAGUCCCCUCCGGCCUACUACCCGGGCCAGCACCCCUACUACCCCCAGUACGGCGGAGAGGAGUGGUACUCCCCGGCGGGGAUGUACGAGCUGAGGAAGGGCCCCCUGGAGGUCACCUUCGACCCCCACAUGGACCAGUCGGCGGCGGCCAUGCCCGCCGUAUGCAAGAAGAGCCGGCACCCCUCCCACAUGGGCAGGGUCAAGGGUCAGGAGCUGUGUGUGGUGUGCGGGGACAAGGCCUCGGGCUACCACUACAACGCCCUCACCUGUGAGGGCUGCAAAGGCUUCUUCAGAAGAAGCAUCACAAAGAAUGCUGUUUACAAAUGUAAGAGUGGAGGAGACUGUGAGAUGGACAUGUACAUGCGGAGGAAAUGCCAGGAAUGUCGACUGAGGAAAUGCAAGGAGAUGGGCAUGCUGGCUGAGUGUCUGUUGACUGAGAUCCAGUGUAAAUCAAAGAGGCUGAGGAAGAACACCAAGGCCCCACCUUUGGGAGAGUGCGCUGGACAGCAGGCCUAUUUGGGGCCCGACCCCAGCGAGAACAAGCAGGUCACCUCCACCACCAUGCUGCACAAGAAAGUUGAACUCACCAGAGAACAGCACACACUCUUGAAUUUUCUAGUCGAUUCGUACAACAAACAUCGAAUUCCUCAGGAUAUGGCCAAGAAAUUGCUACAAGAGCAGUUCAACGCAGAGGAAAACUUUCUUCUCUUGACAGAGAUGGCCACAAGUCAUGUCCAGGUUCUAGUAGAGUUUACAAAGAACAUUCCAGGCUUCCUGGGUCUGGACCACGAGGACCAGAUAGCGCUGCUGAAGGGAUCGGCCGUGGAGGCCAUGUUCCUGCGCUCGGCCCAGGUCUUCACUAGGAAGAUGCCCAGCGGACACUCAGAGCUGCUGGAGGACAGAAUACGCAAGAGCGGUAUAUCGGACGAGUUCAUCACGCCGAUGUUUAACUUCUACAACAGCAUUGGUCAGCUGCACAUGCUCCAGGAAGAGCAGGCCCUCCUAACCGCCAUCACCAUCCUGACUCCAGAGAGGCCCUACGUCAAGGACCAGCAGGCUGUGGAGCGGCUCCAGGACCCCAUGCUGGACGUGCUGAGGAGGAUCUGCGCCCUCCACCACCCCCACCAGCCGCAGCACUUCGCCCGCCUGCUGGGCCGGCUGACAGAGCUGCGGACGCUCAACCACCACCACGCCGAGAUGCUGACAUCAUGGCGGACCAGCGACCACAAGUUUACGCCGCUGCUGUGUGAGAUCUGGGACGUACAGUGACAGAGGACGGUCAGGGGAGCAAUGUCUCUCUCUCUCUCUCUCUCUCUCUCUCUCUCUCUCUCUCUCUCUCUCUCUCUCUCUCUCUCUCUCUCUCUCUCUCUCUCUCUCUCU
Gadus morhua (Atlantic cod) is the source of this 2553-nucleotide messenger RNA. It is a transcript of the gene nr1h4, whose product is annotated as nuclear receptor subfamily 1, group H, member 4. Gene Ontology annotation, cellular component: RNA polymerase II transcription regulator complex. Lineage: Eukaryota; Metazoa; Chordata; Actinopteri; Gadiformes; Gadidae. The coding region runs from base 982 to 2442 and encodes 486 amino acids. The record is from RefSeq and is a predicted model, not a curated record. Gene Ontology annotation, molecular function: RNA polymerase II cis-regulatory region sequence-specific DNA binding; bile acid binding; nuclear receptor activity. Gene Ontology annotation, biological process: negative regulation of transcription by RNA polymerase II; positive regulation of transcription by RNA polymerase II; lipid metabolic process. The transcript is spliced from 10 exons.